AUGAUAUCUAUCUAUCUAUCUAUCUAUCUAUCUAUCUAUCUAUGUCUGUUCAUAUCUAUCUAUCUGUUUUUCUAUCUCUCUUCAUUUCAAUAUGUUUAUAGAUCUAUCUAUUCAUUAUGUUUAUAUCUAUCUAUCUAUCUAUCUAUCUAUCUAUCUAUCUAUCUAUCUAUUAACCUGUUCAUCAUCUGUCUAUCUAUCUAUCUAUCUAUCUAUUACCCUGUUCAUUAUCUAUCUAUCUAUCUAUCUAUCUAUCUAUCUAUCUAUCUAUUAACCUGUUCAUUAUCUAUCUAUCUAUCUAUCUAUCUAUCUCACAUACCAUCUACCUAUGAUUUUUUAUUUCUUUCUUUCUUUCUGUCUUUGCUAAUAUCUAUAUAUGUAUUUUUCUAUCCUUCGUUAUUUCUAUCUCAGUCACUUCAUUUCCAUCUAUCUAUCUCAUUCUGUACAUAUCUAUCUAUCUAUCUAUCUAUCUAUCUAUCUAUUAACCUGUUCAUCAUCUGUCUAUCUAUCUAUCUAUCUAUCUAUCUAUUAACCUGUUCAUCAUCUGUCUAUCUAUCUAUCUAUCUAUUACCCUGUUCAUUAUCUAUCUAUCUAUCUAUCUAUCUAUUAACCUGUUCAUUAUCUAUCUAUCUAUCUAUCUAUCUAUCUAUCUAUCUCACAUACCAUCUACCUAUGAUUUUUUAUUUCUUUCUUUCUUUCUUCACUUCAUAUCCAUCUAUCUAUCUCAUUCUGUACAUAUCUAUCUAUCUAUCUAUCUAUCUAUUAACCUGUUCAUCAUCUGUCUAUCUAUCUAUCUAUCUAUCUAUCUAUUACCCUGUUCAUUAUCUAUCUAUCUAUCUAUCUAUCUAUCUAUCUAUCUAUCUAUCUAUCUAUUAA
Acanthosepion pharaonis is the source of this 873-nucleotide messenger RNA. The record is from the annotation of a GenBank genome assembly. Lineage: Eukaryota; Metazoa; Mollusca; Cephalopoda; Sepiida; Sepiidae.